AUGCCUGCUGGAAGCUCCACCACCAAGAAGACGCCCGUGCGCAUGGGCAAGGUCUUCUCGCAGAUGCUGACGGACUGUCCACUUGAUAUCCAAGUGUACGGCAAGUGCGUGGCCAACAUCCACGGGGGCGUGAGUCGCCAGGCGUGCGAGAAGGAGUUCCAGAAGCUGCGCGCCUGCUUCGAGCGUGUGGCGCACAAGCGCCGCGCAUAG
Messenger RNA from Phytophthora sojae, 210 nucleotides. RefSeq lists its product as hypothetical. Gene Ontology annotation, biological process: mitochondrial respiratory chain complex I assembly. The transcript is spliced from 2 exons. The record is from RefSeq and is a predicted model, not a curated record. Gene Ontology annotation, cellular component: mitochondrion. Bases 1 to 210 code for a protein of 69 amino acids. NCBI's taxonomy places the organism in Eukaryota, Oomycota, Peronosporomycetes, Peronosporales, Peronosporaceae.